Molecule: messenger RNA, 1035 nt
Organism: Danaus chrysippus (African queen)
Lineage: Eukaryota; Metazoa; Arthropoda; Insecta; Lepidoptera; Nymphalidae
Source: the annotation of a GenBank genome assembly
AUGUCGGACCGAAAACGAUUAAUAUCUGAUCUUCGUGUAAUAGAUCUACGCGCUGAGUUAGAAAAGCGCAAUCUAGAUAAAAGUGGUGUACGCGGUGUGCUCGUACAACGUCUGUCUAAGUAUUUGGAAGAGAACGGGGAAGAUCCGGCUACUUUUACCUUCGAAUUAGCUACAAAUGAAGUAAAGACACCAUCGAAGCGGACAAGACGCACUGAAAGUGCUGUAGAGGCUGUUGAGGAAGAAACGCCAGUUAUGGAAGAUAUGAUAGUCCAAGAUACAGCUGGUGAGGAAGAGGAUACGGAGCAAUCGGAAAAUAAAAAUAAGAAGGCGGCUAAAGAAUCACCGAAAAAAACAGACGAAAUGGAGGUUGACGGUGAUGAGAAGGUUAACCGAAAACGUGAAAGUAAAGACGAGGCUGAAGCUAGUCAAGCAAAGAAACCCUGCUUGGAUAAAGAUGUUAGGAACGAGGAAGAACAUAAGGCGGAGAAUAAUACUGACGCCGAAGACAGCAUCAACUUAGAUUUGGGUGAAGACGAACUUUUGAAUGAAGAGACUGACAUCUCAGCUAAAAACAAGAAAGAUGACGCCGCCCACGUGGAAGCCGCAGCGGCCGCCAGCGUCGAGCCUUCGCAGACCACCGAGCCAGCGGACUCCUCAGAAAAUCAAGUAACCACCGAAGCGGCUGCCACUAGCAAUGAUUCUGAUAAAGUUGAUAGAGAAGACAAAGAUGACAAAGAGAAAGAUGGGGAUGUUGACAAAAAGGAAAAGAGGGAUGAAAAUAAAGAGGGUGGUGCAAGGAACUUAUGGGUUAGUGGAUUGUCUGGAGACACAAGGGCUAAGGAUUUGAAGCAGCUAUGUAGCAAGCACGGCAAGGUGAUUGGAGCAAAAGUAGUAACCAAUGCUCGUACUCCAGGAUCUCGUUGCUAUGGUUAUGUUACUAUGGCCAGUGCUCAAGAUGCGGAAAACUGUAUCAAAAAUCUACAUAGAACUGUGCUCAGCCUCAUUUCUCCACAAGUCAGCCACGGUUUACCCUAA